AUGUCUUCUCUUGAGACCGAUGAAACAUCUACCAGUUCCAAAGGCACUCCUGCGCCUACUCUUUUGACUCCAGACUCUGGCAGCGCUGAUUCCCGCAUCGCUGCUACUCGAACCUCCUACGAGGCUAGAGAAGAUGCCGUCGAAUUGAGGAGACUGCGCCAUACCCUUUCCCAUGCUGUCGACGAGCAAGAAGAGCUACUGGAAAGUGACCAAGACGACGGUGAGGACGAAGAAUAUAUCAAGCGUUUGAAGAGAGUCUCAACUCAGUCCAAAGAGUAUACAAAUGAGGAGGAAGAGGCCGUCGUACGCAAGCUAGAUCGCAAGCUGGUCACAUUUCUCGGAUUCCUUUACAUGCUGAGUUUCCUCGACCGCUCAAACAUCGGAAAUGCUCGAAUUGCGGGCUUGGAGAAGGACCUCUCCCUCUCUUCUGCCCAAUAUGAUUGGCUACUUACUGCCUUCUACAUCACUUACAUCACGUUCGAGUGGAUGAUCCUGCUGUACAGACUUGUCCCCGCACAUGUCUACAUCGCCUUAUGCGUACUGUCCUGGGGCUUGGUCGCCAGCCUGCAGAGCUUGACGACGUCCUUUAUUCAGUUGCUCAUUUUGCGUGGAUUUUUGGGGAUAACUGAGGCCGCGUUCGGUCCGGGGGUGCCCUUUUAUAUGACCUUCUUUUAUAAACGAUCCGAGCUGGCUUAUCGUGUUGGUCUCCAGAUUUCUGCGGCACCGCUGGCCACCAGUUUCGCCAGCACCUUGGCUUGGGUAAUUGUCAAGCUCAGUCAAAAUGGUCCCAUUGCACCAUGGAGAGCACUUUUUUUGGUCGAAGGCUUUCCAUCCAUUAUUGCAGCUGUCGCAGCGUGGUAUUAUGUUCCUGACGCUCCAGCCCAGGCUCGGUAUUUGACCCCGCGACAACGGAAAGUCGCUGUCAUGAGGCUCCAGUCCGAACAACACCACUCGCAUUUGGACAAUGCCCCAUCAACAAACAAUUCGACAACCCAUCGUAUCAACGUCAAGGAAAUCUUUUCCACCGUUCUCGAUCCUAAAUCAUACCUCACAGCCUUGAUGUUUCUGAGCGUGAAUGUUUCUUUCAGCUCACUUCCUGUCUUUCUCCCAACCAUAAUAAACAGCAUGUCUUUCUCGCCUCUGGCAUCUCAAGCUCUCGCCGCGCCGCCCUACCUGUUAUCCUUUUUCUUCGUCCUUCUGGUCGGCCGGUACAGCGACAAGAUUCCUGAUUCCCGCUCCUUGUUCUUAAUCGGCGUUGCGCUGGUCAGCGCCUUGUCGUACGCCGGCAUCGCUAUUGCGGGGACCCUACACGAAUCUCUCGGCGAUGCGGGUAGCAUCACCAUCCGCUAUGUCGCCGUAUACGGUGCGGCGAUGGGAUUGUUUGCGUCGGUCACAUUGAUCAUUACCUGGACACUGAAUAACCAAGCCACAGCGACGGGCAAGGGCACUGGCCUCACAAUCCUCAAUAUCGUAGGCCAGUGCGGUCCUCUUAUUGGAGUACAUGUUUUCCCAAAAAGCCACGGGCCAUUUUACAUUCCAGGAAUGGCUGUUUGCGCCGGCUUCAUGGCCCUGGGUGUUGCCGGUCUGGCAGGCGUAUUAAGGUUGGUACUUCAGAACGCGAAUAGGAAGAACGGAUUUGCCCAACCUGCAAGAGGUGGUGAGUAUGAAUUAGUGAGCUCGACUGUUAGGAAGACAGAAGAAGAUGAUGAAACCGGGCUUGGGCCGGAAGAUGUCGAAGAGACCUUGAUUGGGGGUGUGAAGAAACUCAAUGUAGAGAACGCUGGGUUUCGCUACAUGCUCUGA
Molecule: messenger RNA, 1803 nt
Organism: Rhinocladiella mackenziei CBS 650.93
Lineage: Eukaryota; Fungi; Ascomycota; Eurotiomycetes; Chaetothyriales; Herpotrichiellaceae
Exons: 1
Coding region: 1-1803 (600 amino acids)
Biological process (GO): transmembrane transport
Cellular component (GO): membrane
Molecular function (GO): transmembrane transporter activity
Source: RefSeq, a predicted model, not a curated record